CUUUUCUAUUCCAUUCUUAUGCAAUGAAUUUUAUUCUUAUUCUUAUACAUAGAUGAGAUACGCAUAACAUAUUGUUCCUCUGUUUUCUAAUAAAUUAAUGUCUAUAUUACCUAAAUUUAAUUUCAUUUAAAAGAAAUUUAAGAUUUAAAAAAAAAAUCACAGCAACAUUGAACAUUAACUAAUAUUAAUUUUAUUUUCAGAAGGAAUCGUGAUUUAAAAUAUAUCACUUGAAGAUGGGAAGCAACAAGGCUUGUUAUGCAAGCUUCGUACUAAAGGUAAUUCUCUGCAGACAUGGGUACUCAUCAUCUUCAUUGAGGCUGAUGAAGAAACUGAAUUUAAAGAGACUUGUGGACACUCUGCUGUGGAUCUUCUUCGUUAGCUGGAAGACACCGACAGCUGCAUUGAAGACGAUACAUCACCCCGACAAUACCACUGCAGAUGAUGAACAGCAUACUGUCACAUCAGAAAGGGGAACUGUGACAGAUCUUGCUGGCCAGGAAUAG
This is a messenger RNA of Nezara viridula (southern green stink bug), 503 nucleotides long. Lineage: Eukaryota; Metazoa; Arthropoda; Insecta; Hemiptera; Pentatomidae. The record is from the annotation of a GenBank genome assembly.